Molecule: messenger RNA, 228 nt
Organism: Penicillium vulpinum
Lineage: Eukaryota; Fungi; Ascomycota; Eurotiomycetes; Eurotiales; Aspergillaceae
Exons: 3
Coding region: 1-228 (75 amino acids)
Source: RefSeq, a predicted model, not a curated record
AUGACCAUUCCGUGGCUGGACUUGACAAUUUUUAGAUAUACUAUUGAGAAAAGAAUCCUGCACCCUAGUGAAAAGAAACCUGUCAGUAAUGAACACAAUAUCCAAGAUCUUCUUCUACGGCUUGAAAGAGUCAACCAGAUCUACAAUCUAGAUUGCCCAGGUAUGCUCAUGAAAAUAAAAGCCUACGCCUCCGUCCACCCCCAGCCAGGCACUACUAGGGCAAUGUGA